This is a messenger RNA of Hordeum vulgare subsp. vulgare (domesticated barley), 867 nucleotides long. RefSeq lists its product as uncharacterized. The record is from RefSeq and is a predicted model, not a curated record. Bases 1 to 522 code for a protein of 173 amino acids. NCBI's taxonomy places the organism in Eukaryota, Viridiplantae, Streptophyta, Magnoliopsida, Poales, Poaceae. The transcript is spliced from 2 exons.
AUGCAGAUAACUCCUCCCCCAGAUAAGAUAGAACACGUAUUGGCUGGAGCAACGCUAGGUUCUCCUCUUCCUCACACGUUCUCCACUUUCCACGCCUCCUCUCUCUCGUUUCAUCUCCCGCGAGACCUGCCGCCGCCGCCUCCAACGGGAGAUGCACGACUCCGCCGGAUCGGCUGGCAGCGCGGUGUGGGGGAUGAGCAAGAUGGAGAGACGACGGGUGUAGGGAGGGUUGCUGGAGAACGUGGGAAGCAGGAGGUGCCGCUGAGCUGGGAGUUGGACCUGGAGGACGUGGCGGACGACGGGUUCGGCUUCGCGGCCGGCGGCGGCAACGACGCGGUGUGCUGUAGAACAACGAUUACAUCAGCUACGGCGCAUUGCGGAGGCACAACGUGCCUCUGCUUCGUGCAUGGCACCUCCUACUACAACUGCCGCCCUGGCGGCCAGGCCAACCCCUACAACCACGGCUGCUCCGCCAUGACGCGCUGUCGUGGAUGCUCCGCCAUUGCGCGCUGCCGCGGCUGAUAAGCCUCCUCCUCCCAUCUGCGCCCGUCCCGGAUGGUUGAUUGAGAUAUUGCUCCGUAUCCUUGGCUCGCUCCGCUGCAGAGAGUACGUUUCUUUCAAGCUGUUGUUUUAGUAUCCAAUUCCAAGAGGUCGUAUCUGUUGAUGUAGUUCGAAAUCUGAGUCAUGCUGUAUAAAAUGAUGGAUUGAUGGGUGGGUGAUUGAUUUAUUUCCUGUGGUUGUGAAUCUGUGAUGCUCUGCUUGUUGAUUUGGGAGGGGAUCCACCGAGUGCCCUGAUUAUCUAUUCUCUGCUCAUUUUUGGUGCUCCACUAAGUCUAAGUGUCCGAUAAUUAGGUCAACUUCUCUCAC